Phragmites australis (common reed) is the source of this 1203-nucleotide messenger RNA. RefSeq lists its product as uncharacterized. Bases 54 to 917 code for a protein of 287 amino acids. Gene Ontology annotation, cellular component: chloroplast. Gene Ontology annotation, biological process: protein folding. NCBI's taxonomy places the organism in Eukaryota, Viridiplantae, Streptophyta, Magnoliopsida, Poales, Poaceae. Gene Ontology annotation, molecular function: adenyl-nucleotide exchange factor activity; protein homodimerization activity; protein-folding chaperone binding. The transcript has 3 exons. The record is from RefSeq and is a predicted model, not a curated record.
CCUUUUUUUUGGAUUUUCCGAACAGUAGUGGGUCGGCAAGACGAUAGGGCAGUAUGGCGGCAAGCUUCUGCGCCGGCCCCGCCGCCUCCGCCGCAGCAAGACCUAGCUCCGCCGGCCGCCGCCGCCUCCAGACCCUAGCUCCGGCUGCCGUGCUACCUGCUCGAUGGAGGCCCGGCCGGCCGGCUCCCGCCUUGCUCUCCCUCCGGCGCCCCAAUGCCGAGCUGCGGCCGCUCCGCGUCGGCGCCGGCGCCGGCGCCGGCGCUGACCCGAAGAUUGUCAAUGGGGAAGAUUUUCCUCCAAUGAAAGACCUAAUUCAACUAUACAAGACAGCUUUUCUAGAUGGAAAUGAUGAGGUUCUUGGCGAAGUUGAGAAGGCAAUCACUGCUGUGGAAGAAGAGAAGAGUAGGGCAGCUUCUCAGUUUGAAAGUAUGACAGCUGAAAUAUCUUCUGGGAAGGAAAAGUAUCUUCGCUUAAAUGCUGAUCUGGAGAAUUUCCGGAAGCAAGCUGAAAAGGAGCGUGCAAAGUUUACAUCGAAUAUACAAGUGGAACUUGUUCAGAGUCUGUUGUCACUGGUUGAUAGUUUUGAGCAGAUGAAUUUAGAUAUCACCCCAGAGACUGAUAAGGAGCAGACAAUUAGCACAAGCUAUCAAGGCAUAUACAAGCAGUUAGUUGAAACGUUAAGAUAUUUGGGUGUAGGAAUCGUGGAAACAGUUGGCAAGCCAUUUGAUCCUUCGGUACAUGAGGCCAUCGCACGAGAAGAAUCCAUGCAAUUCAAGACAGGGAUUGUCUCCCAUGAAGUCCGCCGAGGGUUCCUUCUGAAGGAGAGGCUGCUAAGGCCUGCCACUGUGAAGGUCUCAACUGGCUCUGGCAAACAAAGCGCAAGCUUGGUGGAGGAGGCCAAAGAUGCCGCUGUCUGAAUCCGGUUGAAACAAUCAGCAGCAAUUGAUAGACAAAGCAUCAUUCUUUUUGAGCUACUUUUUUCUGAUUAUAACAUGGUGGAGGCAUUUGAUUUCAAAUGAAAGGCAUGUAUACACAUUAUGGUGUUACGAGUUAGCACCAGCUUGAAGUUUUGCUGUUGCUGUAAUCUGCUGGAGUUUUUCCACCAAAUCUGUGAACCAAUAGACACAACCAGAUGUACUGACUUAUUGUUGCCUUCUCCAUUUACGAGCAGUAAAGCUACCGUCUGGAUUAGAUUUUGCUUAA